Messenger RNA from Hermetia illucens (black soldier fly), 999 nucleotides. RefSeq names its product protein sym1. The record is from RefSeq and is a predicted model, not a curated record. Gene Ontology annotation, cellular component: cytoplasm; membrane. NCBI's taxonomy places the organism in Eukaryota, Metazoa, Arthropoda, Insecta, Diptera, Stratiomyidae. The transcript has 5 exons. Bases 244 to 804 code for a protein of 186 amino acids.
AGACGAUCAAGAACUUUUGCAUUGGCAUUGACGUUACUUAAAACUAGUUCAGUGCUUUUUCAUUUGGCCGUCGUGGAAACAUCGCAUCCAUUUUCCGCAUAUUUUCUAUGUAGUUUGUUUCGGUACGUUUCCCAACAAUUAGCGUAAAUUUCGGAGAUAUUUCAGCGUGUUCUGUGAAUUAACAGGAAGGGAACCGACGUAAAUCUACAAGAAGUUUGCGAAAAAGGAACACCAGAAAAUAUCAUGAAUAUCAUCAAACAGCAUAGAAUUGUUCGGGGCAUGGUCUCUUAUGCUCUACUUUGGCCUGUAGGUAAUAUCGUUGAACAAACACUGGUCGAACGAAAAAGCUUCUCAACUAUAGACUGGAUGAGAUGUCUCAAAUUUGGCCUGUUUGGUGGUUUUUUCGUUGGUCCAACGCUCUACUUAUGGAUGCGACUAGCUGGAGUUAUGUGGCCCAAAAUCGAUGUCAAAUCUUCCCUGUGCAAAGCGGUAACCGAGCAAGUAUCUUACGAUCCAAUGUUGAUAACAACGUUUUUGUUUGGAAUGAGCAUAUUCGAAGGGAAAAGUUAUGAAGAUUCACGAGCAGAGGUACGUGCAAAGUUUUUGGAAACGUAUAGAGUCGGCAUGGUGUUUUGGCCUAUCGUACAGACAGUGAAUUUUACUUUUAUUCCGGCAAAGAAUCAAGUUAUCUUUACAUCUUUCUUCAGUAUGCUAUGGAGUGCCUUUUUAGCAUAUAUGAAGCACUUACAACAAGAAACUUCUCAUGAAGAUCAUAUGUUAGAAAUACAUUUAUUCAGUUAUUGACGAUAUUUGUAUUUUAUUGUUAAUAACUACGUUUAUUUUUGUUAAUUUAAACAUUUUUAUUAGGAUUUUAUAAAAUAAAAUAGUACAAAUGAAAUAAAAAGUAGUUAAGAAAUACAUCAAAAAGAUUAUAUAUUAUUUUCCAAAGAAUGUUUAAUUUAAUGUCUGAACUUAAACAUUUGAAUUAGUGACCUAUAU